AUGUCAUUAAGAGUAACAAUACUUGCAGUUGGUAAAACUGGCCUUGGUAAAAGCUAUACUGCUACACUAUUUGGAUGUGAUGCGAAAGUUGCUCACGAUAUAAAUUCAAGGACGAAGAAUGUGACGAUCCACCAAUGCGGGGAAUACGAAUAUAUUGAUACACCUGGGUUCGAUGAUGAAACAUUCAUCAACAUCAUAGCCACGAUGCAAAAGAAAAACGUUAAUAAGUUGCAUACGUUGUUCUGGUUCGUGGGUGAAUCUUAUAAAACAACUGAUACUCUUCAGAACCAAGCCAAAUUUAUUGAAGCACUUGCGAAGGACAAUACAAAUAAUGUUUGGGAGAAUGUAAUAGUCAUCUAUAAGGGGACUUAUAACACGUUUAAUAAGGAUGUUAUUCAAGGUGCUAUUGAGGAAGACAAGAAGAACUCUGUUCCAAUCUUGCCAGUAUUUUUAUAUGACGAAUUCCCACUUAAUAGUCCCAUUCGCAAACAAAGCGAUGAAGAAUUGCGUGAACUUGGAAUCUACAAGGAGGAGGAACUACGGAAUAUGUACAAGAAAAUCAUAAAAGAAAAGCGUCACAAAGACCAUCCGAUUCGAAUUGUCUUUAAUGAUGAAAUAUGUACCAAAUGUGGACUAAGAACCGAUCGAAGAUUUGCGGGGAAAUUUCCGUGCCAUACCAAGGAAACAAUCAUACGUGAUGCGGAACCAAGAUACACAGAACACUAUCAUAACGGCGUUCUCGAAACCGAAUAUGACAAAGAAUGGGAAAUUUUAUGGGAAAUUCCAAAAAUAAAUUUAGUUGACGGACUUGGGGAAACACCGUUGGCUGCUCCAAGUAUGCAGAACACAACUUUAUUAAAUCCAAUGGAAAUAUGUUACCUUAUAGAACUUAUGAUGAAUUAUAAAACUUUUUGA
This is a messenger RNA of Ambispora leptoticha, 915 nucleotides long. The record is from the annotation of a GenBank genome assembly. NCBI's taxonomy places the organism in Eukaryota, Fungi, Glomeromycota, Glomeromycetes, Archaeosporales, Ambisporaceae.